Bombyx mori (domestic silkworm) is the source of this 7473-nucleotide messenger RNA. RefSeq names its product SNF4/AMP-activated protein kinase gamma subunit (gene Snf4agamma). The record is from RefSeq and is a predicted model, not a curated record. The transcript has 16 exons. Bases 522 to 3491 code for a protein of 989 amino acids. Gene Ontology annotation, cellular component: cytoplasm; nucleus; nucleotide-activated protein kinase complex. Gene Ontology annotation, molecular function: protein kinase regulator activity; AMP binding; protein kinase binding. Gene Ontology annotation, biological process: regulation of catalytic activity; protein phosphorylation. NCBI's taxonomy places the organism in Eukaryota, Metazoa, Arthropoda, Insecta, Lepidoptera, Bombycidae.
GUAAAUGUUGUACAAUAAUUAACUGUCAAAGGUAGAUCGAAGUGUUUCGAGUGAGUGAUUCUCACAAAUUAAUCGACGUUUUCCUAAAACUAUAGCGCAUCUAAAUAAGUUAAAUCACCACAAUAUAAUUACAAUGGUUUGUUGGGAAAAGUGAAAUUAUCGGAUAUUACUGAGUGUAUGAUUUUGAUGUGUUUACGGUGUGUGGUUCAUUUAUUUGGUCACGUCUUCUUUUCGCUUCGCAUAGAUGCGGCUGCUCCCACGUAUUCUUGGACAAUAUAAAAUUCAAGUAUUCCAAAUAUUAUGUUUAUUGAAAACACUUUGCGAUCAAGCCGUACUAUGGCGUUUUUUAGAUGAUGAAAACCGCGGGAGGAACGACGACAUCACCUAAUUUUAUACAAACUUAUAUACUAUAAUGUGACUGUGUGAUACUUUUUUUAAACGGACUUUAGUGCCUUACGAAACUUACCGCCUAAAAAGUACUUAAUAAGUUUGGCUUAGUCAGGAAGGGCACAUGUUGUUCAAUGGAUACCGAUAGGAAAAAAGAUUUAAAAGUUAAACAUAAAAAAAAUCGACGUAAAAAUGAAAAGAAGGAAAAAAUGGAAGCAACCAAUACGGAUUUAAAAUUGGACAAUAUGUGUAAUCAAACCAGCAGGCUGACUGACGGUAAUGGUAGUGAGUCGGGGAGCUCUACCGACAGCGAGGACUUAGUCAAUGCUAUAAACUACAACACCAUUACGUCAUUAGCAGCGCUCAAGGAUAUCAUACAGGGUGACAAUAAUGAUACACCAGAGACUGAUAGUUUCUUCCAACAUUAUUUUAUGAACCAUUGUAAUAAUCUUUCAAGUAGAAAUAUACCUCCAAACUCACCGUUCCCAUAUACUGAGCGUCGACGUCUAUCUCAAUGCCGCGAAGAAGACGAAGAAGACGACAAAAGGGAAAACGAUCCGCCUGCACCUAUUUUAUUUUCUGAGAUAGAAUUGGGAAAGCCGCAUCAGUCUAUUUCAGAUAUUUUGGCCAAAGAACUUAGCUUAAGUGAUGGCAGCGAAGUAAAGCGCAGUAACGCGGAGAAAGAUAAGUCACCAGAUGAUUUGUAUGACAACGAGGAUGAUCACGCGCGUUUAAACCGAACUAUUAUGGGAGCGAAACAUAAGUUUCUAGUAACAACGACAGAGCCACCCCUGGCGUCCGUUGAAAGGGCACUACGCUCUCAUAUACACAAUGCUCACACUGUACAUUUCGGGACUAAGGGUGCUGAAGAACAGAGACCGAGUAUGCGAUCUAUUUUUACAGGACAGAAUCUCCAUCGUGAUAAAAAUUAUUUUGAUAGUAGCUUGAUAGAAAUUCGAAGUACGGUCGACGAAAUCCCCACGAGCUCCGAAGAUAUAUGGGUUAAGAGAACUGAGGAUAAGACGGAUGCUGCGUUAAUAAAACAAACAAUAAUACAAGAUACACCAGCUUCGAUCACUAAUAAUGAUACAGAAAAACAAAAUGAAAAGCCUGAAACAAAUGAAACUGAAAUGCGUGAUUCAAAGACGUCUGAUAAGAGCACGGAGAGUGUGCGAUCUCGGUCUGGUACUUGGAGUUUUCGUAUGACGCCCAAAGAAAAAGAUGCUUUGAAUAAAAUUCAAUAUCGUCGCGAGAAGGACUUGCGGCGUAGCAGUGAUGAAAGGCGACAGAAACGUGAUAACCGGCUCGAUGCUGCGAUCACACGCAGCUCACAGUCAGUAGGCGAACGCAAACGCAGGGGUUCUAACGAUGACGGACAACCCCACCCUAUGUACCAACAAACGAUACAUGGCACCUCCGGGGUCAGUCGCAGACCGGCAUUGUUCGAUAUAUUUAAAUCGAAACCUAAAACCGGAGAUGCGAAGAAACAAUCAUCGAUCAUGCAACAAGUCAAAGCUGCCGUCCAGAGUAUUACCAAAUCAUCUGGUGGCUCUUCGACUAAGGAAGUUAAACAAGAACCUUCCAAACCGGAAGCCUCCACGAGCAGCACCACGCCAGUGGUGAAAGUGAGAGACGGAUCAGCUCACAAACAUGCCGGAAGCGACACAAGGUAUUACCACACAUUGACGGCAUCGUCGUCCCGACGUCCUAGCGCCAUGGCGAAGGUCAUGGAAAUGUUUCGAGGUCGUUCAUCCGUCCCGGGUCAAGCUCCGCCAACGGAUGCUGCCGAAAAAAGAAAAGCGAGGGCAUUGGCUCAGCAACAACACUACGCUACAGCGGGAGCACAUCUACGCAGGGCUGCCUCGCAACAAGCUGAAAAACGCAGGUCGUCUCUCGGCAACGUGCCUGUUAACAGACACAGAGCUUCAGAUGCAUUCUUGGAUCCUCAUCAUGCCGCCAUUCUCUUCCGCGAUUCCAGAGGGCUUCCCGUCGCUGACCCGUUCCUGGAGAAAGUUAGCCUUUCGGAUUUAGAGGAAGAUGAGUCGCAAAUAUUCGUCAAGUUCUUCAAGUUUCACAAGUGCUACGAUCUGAUACCAACCUCGGCGAAGCUGGUCGUGUUCGACACGCAACUCCUGGUCAAGAAGGCUUUCUUCGCCCUUGUUUACAAUGGCGUGCGAGCCGCCCCGCUGUGGGACUCGAACCAGCAGCAGUUCGUUGGUAUGCUGACUAUAACGGACUUCAUCAAGAUACUACAGAUGUACUACACGAGCCCCGACGUCAAAAUGGAAGAGCUCGAGGAACACCGCCUCGAGACGUGGCGCCGCGUGUUGAAAGGUUCAGUGAUGCCGCUCGUAUCGAUCGGUCCUGAUUCUUCACUGUUCGAAGCCAUAAGGAUGUUGAUCACGAACCGCAUCCAUCGUCUACCGGUCAUCGAUCCCGACACCGGCAACGUGCUCUACAUACUGACGCACAAGAGGAUACUGAGAUUCCUCUUUUUGUAUAUAAACGAAUUACCAAAGCCGUCGUACCUGAAGAGUAAGAUUCGCGAUCUCCGCAUCGGCACCCUAAGCGACAUCGAGACCGCCACCGAGGAGACCUCGAUCAUCGAAGCCCUGAAGAAAUUCGUGAACAGGCGCGUUUCGGCGUUGCCCCUGAUCGAUCCCGAAGGACGUUUGAAAGACAUCUACGCCAAGUUUGACGUCAUUAACCUGGCAGCCGAAAAGACGUAUAAUAAUCUGGACGUUACAUUGAAAACGGCAAACGAACAUCGGAACGAGUGGUUCGAGGGCGUUCAGAAAUGUAAACUCGACGAAACACUCUUCGAUGUUAUGGAAAGAAUCGUUCGGGCCGAGGUACAUCGUCUAGUUGUCGUCGAUGAUGACGAUAAAGUCAUCGGAAUUAUAUCUCUCUCGGAUCUGCUAAUGUAUCUUGUCCUACGUCCUACCGGCGAGUGUGGCGUCACCAGCUUACGCAACGAACACGCGCCCAUAGAAGAAAAGGACGAGAACUUGAAUCCCGAAGACGUAGCAGAAUCCGGAGAUGAUAAAUCAACAGUUUCAAAAGAACAAGACGAUAGCGAAGAACGCACUCAGUGCCAAGAGUAAAACAAAUGCGAUUCCGCGUCUUCAAUUUAGUUAACGGCUUCGCGAUCUCCAUCACGACGCCAUUUUGUUUGCAUUGAUAUUCAAAAUGGCCGCGGUGAUUAAUGGAUUACAGUCAGUAAUUUUUUUUUUUGGAAUCUUAUGUACAAGAUAUCUGAUUGCAUUCAGUCCGUAAAAAAUAUUUUUUUCAUCUACAUACAUAUAUCUAUGGUUGGUGUUCCUUCGUGAAAUCUUUGUCGACGCGGUUGUGAAUUAAUACAUGUAUGCAAUAAUACAUUGUAUGCAAUACAUUUAAUGUAAAAACAGUCUUGUUUUUUCCAAAAAAAAAAAAAACGAAAACCAAAAUAUCAUUCUAAUUUUGAUAUAAUAUUUAUUUUAUUCCGUUUCGUUUCCAUUUUAUACAAGUUUUUUUUUUGAGAAAUGUUUACUUUGUAUUUGUACUGAUUUGUUCAGCUGACUUGUAUGUACCCUGCAUAUAACGUGCAUAUAACAGUUGAAAAAUAUAUAUUAGAAUUAUGUUUUUUUUAGAAAGCGCUCUUACCAGUUUGUAUUGCAUUGCGUUUUUUAUUACGAACAUAUUUUAAUUAUAGGGUGAUUGAUAUAUCGUUAUGUAUGUAUGUACGGUGAUCGUAAUAAUACCACCUUACAGUAUGUACGUUCGGAGCGUGAGCAUUAAUUUACAUAAAAUAAUAAUUAUAAAAACAUUAUCACAAUCAAGUGCAAUAAAAAGAACAAUCCAUAAUAUUACUUUGGGACUCACAAUUUUUGUUUUCUUUUAUAAUAUUUAUUAAUUUGUUGUGUAAUCUGAUUCCUACUGAGAUUUGACGUUUUCGUGCAUAUUAAUGUAGUGUAACAACACAUUUUAAUAAAAAAAAUACCAUUCAUUAAAUUGUAUUUUUUUAUGAUAUUGAACAGAACAAAAGAAACGAUCGAAUUUAUUUUACGGAAACUUAAUUUAUUCUUAGAAUGUAUUUUUUUUUCUUUGUUAUUAAUUUAGUUGACCGCAAUUUUAAUAGUUCUCGGUUGCUCAAUCAUUCUGGAGUGUCAAUAAUUUUUUUAUAAAUUACAACUUAGAAACUUGUCUUUGUAAGAUAUCAGAAUAUGGAUGUGAAGGUUUUUUUUCUUCAGUUUCUAAGUAAAUUAGACAUGAUUAGAUUCCUGUAAAACGUUUGACGUGAAUUAUUUAUUGCAGGAAGCGACUUAUGUAACAGUAACGAUUAUCAUUAAAUUCUAGUAGCAUAUCAGUUUUUAGAUUAUAAAAUUGUAUGUUGAUAAAGUAAAAAUAAAAUAAAACUCAAAAAAAAAAAAUAACUUGUACUUGAGAUAAAGUGAGAGAAUAUAAUACAUAAUACGCAACAUUUUCCGACUUCUUAAAAUGUAAUAUAAAUAAAACAUACCUUAAUAUGGGUAGUAAUUAUACCUUUCCCGGAGUCGGAAUGGCAACAUUAUACUAUGUCGAUAUAGACAAACAAAGUUCUAUAUUAAAUGAAACGAAUGAAACACCGUCGUUUUCUUAGUUCAUAUUCAAUGAACGCGUAAUGUAAAGCGAAGUGCUUCCGGAACCGUUGACGCGGUGCGUUUAAUUGUGUUACAUUGCGUGUAAUGUUAAUACGUUUGUAAGAUGAAAAAUCUUGAAGGAUGUUGUACUUGGUAAAUUAUGUACUAUAUCCUAUUUACUUUUACAGAGAGGGCGCUGCCGUUUCCCGCUUUGUACGGCUUUUAUUUAAAACCGUUUUAUAAUUAUUACGAUUGGUGGCUGACAGUGUAAAACCGAGCGGCGACGCCUUCUAACAAAGAUGAGUAAAUGUAUGGUAAAUAGUGAGCCAAAAUUUGUGUAACUUAUUUAGUUUCCGCAUAUUAGUAGAUAUAAAUUUAAAUCAAAAGUAACUAAUAAUACACGUACAUAGAUUUAAAAAAAAAAAAACAAAAACAAAAGAGACUUCCAAAAAUGAUAUGAAAUUAACUUACACGGGUUACAAUGCAUAAUGCUGUUUUUUUACAUAUGUUAUCUGCUACCACAUCUGUGAUAAAAGGAAUAUGAAAAAUUAUCCAAUUAAAAACAAAAAUAAAAACUAUUUUUUCUAUUCGUACCAUUACUUACAUCUUUUUUUUAAAGCUACACUAAAAGAAUGGUGAAUUUUAUAUUUCUCGUUUAGAAGUUAUAAAAAAAUGUAAUUACUAAUUUUCAAUGUUUAAAAUGUUUUUACAUUGACGGUGAAUGUAUUUUUGUUUAUUGAAAUAGUUCAGUUAGGCCUCGUUGGGUAUAUAUACGUGGUAUAAAAAGGUUAUUUCUAAUUUUAAAAUUAAAUUGUUUUACCAAUUGGCGGUUCAUACACAGAGUAAAUAAACACGUAUAUAUACAAGUCCUAGCGUUUAAAUCUGUAGUAUCUUAUUUUUGUAUCAUAUUUAUGUAUAUCGUAUAUCGAAAUAUCGUAUUUUAAUUAAAUUGUUUGUACUACAUAUAAAUACUAUCAUUGUAAAAAUGAUAAAAAACAAUUAUUUAAAGGAAAUGUAACAACGCUCACGCUUACCGUAAAUAUAAUAAAUGUGUAAUUUAUGUGUAGAACGUAACCAGUAGAAGUAUAUGUUAAAGUUAUUAUUUAAUUUAAAAGAGAGAAAAAAAAACAUAAUAUGUUUAAAAAAAAUGAGAAUCUGUUUUCUUUUGUAUGAAUAUAGUUUUUUUUUUUUUAAUAACUUAUUCCGCACUCAAUCUGUGAAUCGUAGGUCCGGAAUUUCUAUAUCAGAACUGGGCACUCUUUUUUUUAAUAAUUUUUUUAUGUAAUGUGUAUUCAAGAGUGCUCGGAGUCGGUGUGUUCGGAUUUUAAUAACAUUGAUGACGUCAUCUGUAACGCGUGUAUAUAACAGCUCACGUUGUCUGUUAUUUUUCUCAGUCGUGAGGCUCUUAGCAGAGCAGUCAGUCGUGGUUACGUUAAACCAGAAUGUACUGAAUCCUAUACGAUUCGUCUCCACCAAUCCGGAAACGAUGCCUAUCUCUCAUCAAAGUGACCGUCUUUACUAGGCCAGCUCAACUUGUGAGGCUAUAAUCGUGUAAACCAACACCUGGACAUGUGUAAAUAUUUUAAUCCAGUCAGCUGGUCUGGUAAUCAGACUGUACUGGACUGUCUGUGGAGAUUGGCCUGUACUGUCUCCGUGAUUUUUAGCUUCCCUUGAUUCGAAACGCUGUUCCCUAUGCUAUACUAAUCAAACGAACGUCAUCUAUCCACUAGCCUUUGUUUGCAGCGCGCUAAGGUUCUAUUUGCAUGUAAACGGCAUUACGGGAUUUUUUUUUAUCAAUAAAUAUAAAAUACUUAAUGUUCGAAAAUGAUUGGUAAUUUAAUAUCAAAUAUUUUGUUUGAAACGGAAAAGAGACCAGAAUUUGAUACGUGCUAGUAAAAACAGGCCAUGUUUUCCUUUUAAUAUGAUUUUUAAUUUGUUUUUUUUUUACUUUAUCUAGUUUAAAAUGUAAUUCGAACAGACUCCGCGACUAAACCAAAAGAAUGUUCGUAUAUGAAUAUUUCGUAUACGACUAUGCUAAGAUGAAACUAGAACCAAAAAAACUUAUGCGGAUCGUUACUUUAUUAAAAAGAAAAGAGGGUAGAUUUAACUAAAACUCUAUGGAGUCGAUGUAUGUAAUAAAAAUCCACAUAUUUAUCGCUUCGUUGAUACGAAUAUACUUCAUUUCUAAUAUCAAAUCAUAAAUAUUAAUCGCACUAAUUUUUUUAUUUGUAGGUAUCACUUUGCGCAAUAUAAUAUUUGCAAUGAUGACUACAUUAUAGUUAGUGAUUAUGGCCACACUAAAAACUAUCCUUCAUGGCUGAAAUGUACCCGCGUGACAAUACAUUGACAUCAAACAAAUAAUAUAAUGUUUCUUAAAAGACGUAUCGUCAUUAAAAAUGUAAAAUAUAUUUAGUAGUUUGUCGAUGUCAUAAUAAUGUACCGUGAUACUGUAUGAGAACUCAAUAAAACCUUUUUUCUGUCUUUAAAA